Cylindrotheca closterium is the source of this 1249-nucleotide messenger RNA. Lineage: Eukaryota; Bacillariophyta; Bacillariophyceae; Bacillariales; Bacillariaceae. The record is from the annotation of a GenBank genome assembly.
AUGUCUGCCAAGCAGGGCAUCAAGAAGUACGACAAAGAAGCAGAACUGAAGCUAAUUGCCGAGUUCGCACAGCUACUAGGGUUCCAAGUUUUCCACGGAGUUAAAGCAGACGGACCCGACGGCAUCUCUUUUGAAGAAAAGAGAGGAGCCGGAGACAUGAUUAAUUUUAUUGAGGAAAAGAUCAAUAGGGGACACACCGAUGAGAAUCCAGUGCUAAGAGCUAGGAGCGUUUUCAACGGUCGAGUGCAGCGGGGAAUCUACACCAAGGAUAAGACAGCUUCUCCUACUGUGGAUCAAGAUUCACUUUUCAUCACCUGCAUUGUUGGCGCGAUCGAGGGAAGGUUUAAGGCCACCAGCAACGUCAGAGGAGCGUACCUAAAUGCAAAGAUGAAAGAUCGAGUAAUCAUGCGCAUUUUGGGACCCGAAGUCGAUAUCUUCUGUGAUCUUGAUCCCAGUCUAAGGGAAUUUGUCACCGUCGUGGAGGGCAAGAAAGUCCUGUACGUACAAUUGGACAGAGCAUUAUAUGGGUGCGUAAAAAGCUCGAUGCUAUGGUAUGAACUUUACUCGGAAACUCUCAUGGAUAUGGGCUUUAAGCUUAAUCCAUACGAUCUGUGCGUCGCCAACUGUGACAUUGAUGGAAUGCAAUGCACGAUUUGCUGGUAUGUAGACGAUAACAAGAUCAGCCAUAUGAAAUUGGAGGUCGUAAAGGAUAUCAUCGGGAAGAUUGAAGCCAAGUUCGGCAAGAUGACGAACAAGUUCGGCAAAGAGCACGAGUUUUUGGGAAUGAAGAUAACAUACAAAGACGGCAAGGUGGAGAUCAGCAUGAAGAAACACAUUCAAAAGGCGAUCGAUAUGUUUAUGGAUGGUAUCAAUAGAGAGGCAACUUCGCCUGCCAAGGCCUAUCUUUUUGAUGUGAGAGAAGCUGCGAAAGAUUUGAACGAGGAAAGGGCUGACAAUUUUCACAGCGUAACAGCGUCACUUUUGUAUGUCUCAAGACGAUGCCGUCUAGACAUUCAAACCGCCAUCGGUUACUUGUGCACUAGAGUAGGAUUCCCAGAUGAAGACGAUUGGGUCAAGCUCAAGAGAGUCUUGCAGUAUCUGAAAGGAUCGAUAGAUUUAACGAGAAUCAUUGGUGGAGACAACAUCAGAAGAAUGCAAGCAUGGGUGGAUGUUUCGUAUGGAAUCCACGACGACUGCAAAAGUCACACUGGAGGAUGCAUCUCUUUCGGCUGGGGGGUGAUUUCGACCA